This is a messenger RNA of Chenopodium quinoa (quinoa), 1764 nucleotides long. RefSeq lists its product as uncharacterized. The transcript has a single exon. The record is from RefSeq and is a predicted model, not a curated record. Bases 1 to 1764 code for a protein of 587 amino acids. NCBI's taxonomy places the organism in Eukaryota, Viridiplantae, Streptophyta, Magnoliopsida, Caryophyllales, Amaranthaceae.
AUGGUUCCUACCUGUUCACCUUUCCAUAAAUGGAUACUGGAGGAACAUGUGCCAAUAGUCAAAAUUCCGGCACACAUCACUUACGAUGGUACUUCGGAUCCAAAGGACAACAUAGCCUCAUAUGAGGGGCAUAUGUACCUUAACCCCAUGUCCGAAGCUACCUGGUGCAAAUACUCCCCUACAACCCUUAAAGGUGUUGCCCAAUCAUGGAUCACCAAAGGGCUGAAGGAAGGCUCUAUAACGGGUUGGAGUGAUCUCGCCAACAAGUUCAAGAGCACGUUUUCCACGGCUAAUCGCCGAGAGAAAACCACUGCAGAGCUCAGGGGCCUGCAGCAAGCGGAAGACGAAAGUCUCCGAGAUUACUUGACUCGCUUCAGCAACGAGUUGUCCAGAAUCACAAGUCUGGAUAAGAGCCUAGCCGUAUUCGCACUACGGAAUGACUUGCAAGCUGGAAAAUUUUUGGAUUUCAUGGUCAUGCAUCCCCCGCAGACCUUAGAAGAAGCCCUCGACGCUUCGGAUAAAUUCAUCCGAGCCGAGGAAUGGAACAAGGCCAAGCUGCAAUCUCAUUUAGGACUUGCAAAGCCAAAAAGGCAGCCAGCCAAAAUUCCAGGGUCGAGGAAAGGGAAGGCAAAAGCCUCAGAACCACCCUCGACCACAGAGCCGAAGAAGGACAAGGCUCCCUAUCUGGGAAAGUUUGAAUCUUACACCCCUCUCACCUUACCACGUACUAAGAUAUUUAGUGCAACAAGGGAGGAGGGAAGAUUCCAGAAACCGAAGCCGCCUCCUUCUUGGCAUCAGAAGAAGGGGAAAGAUCAUUGGUGCGAGUUCCAUGAAUCACGUAGACAUCGCACCGAGGAUUACCUCCAGCUGAAGGACCAGAUUGAAGAACUGGUCCAGAAAGGGUACUUAAUGAAAUAUGUCGCGGAAUACCACGAAGAAAAGAAAGUUAAGAGAGACUCUCGGCAGGAUCUGGAUUACCACCGGAAAAGGGACAAACCUCUCGAGGGAGGAAACCAUGACAUCUUAACCAUUUCCGGGGGUAUUUCUCGGAAUGCACUGAAGGGCCAUCUAAGGGGGCUGACCCAUCAGAUUCACCAUGCCGAAUUCCGAAAGCCACAGUCUCCGGUGCCGAACAUGAUGUUCACAUCCGAAGACUGCAGGGGGGUGGUAUACCCCCAUGAUGACCCAUUGGUUAUCAUGACGAGCAUUGCAGACCACAACGUCUAUCAGACACUGGCAGACGCUGGCAGCAGGGCGAAUAUACUUUUCCGAAAGGCAUUCAACCAGCUGAAGUUGGAGAGCAGGCACUUAACUCCAGUUCCCUACCCGAUCACUGGAUUCAACGGCUCUUCUUCAUAUCCAGACGGGAAAAUUCUUCUUCCCGUCAGCCUCGGCCAAGACCGAGCAAGACGAAGCAUCAUGGUCGAAUUCUUGGUCAUCGAUGCCCCGUCAGUAUACAACGUCAUUAUGGGGAGACCCCUCAUCCAUGACGUUCAAAGAGUGUUCUCGACAUAUUAUCAAGCAAUGAUCUACGUUUUAGACGAAGGACGCUCCGAAAAAAUCUUGGGCAGCCAAAGAGAGGCCCGAGAAUGCAAUUUCCUCAAACCAUCCAAGAGUCGUCGCAGUGAUAAGGAUGACGAGGAAGAAACAGAGAAAGAAAAAGAGCGAGUUACCAAAAGGCCGAAGGGCCCGACUCUAACAGUUGUAUGUUCUUCUUCUGCUGGAUUAACAUCCGGGCAUCAGAAUAAGUUUUCUUUGAAUUGA